This is a messenger RNA of Thermothielavioides terrestris NRRL 8126, 510 nucleotides long. RefSeq lists its product as uncharacterized. The record is from RefSeq and is a predicted model, not a curated record. The transcript has 4 exons. Bases 1 to 510 code for a protein of 169 amino acids. Lineage: Eukaryota; Fungi; Ascomycota; Sordariomycetes; Sordariales; Chaetomiaceae.
AUGUUUGUCCUCGGGCAGCGGCCAGCGGGGAAGGCCUUGCGCGCGGAAGGGUCGGGCGAAGCCGCCAUCGACGCAUCGCCGACCCGGCCGCUGGGAGGGCCGACCGCCGCCAUCCGAUAUGCCGAAGAAUUGUUACCCGGGGAACAGGCGCGCGCUCUUGAGCGCGGCAAGCUGAGAAUUAUCGGCUCUCCUCGGCGACUUGUGUUUUCGGUGCUCACCUGCGGUGCCACGACUGUUGAGGGCAUCAACUUUGAGCCGCGGUCGCUUCCGUCCAGUGUUGUUGUCGUUGCUGGCCACUUGUGGCAAUUCCCCCCGGCCAGCGCCAUCCGCAGCACUGGGAAAGACGGCGGAAGCGGGAGCUUCGCCUUCCGCAGACCAGCAAAUAAGCCCGUGGACCGGAGCGCCCGCCCGUGGACAGCUCUGAGCCCAGACACGGAUAUCACCGCCGUGUCUGCCUCGGCGGCUCGGAAUAUUGGACGCGGCGAAGCGCUUCUCUUAACCAGGGAGUAA